AUUAGUCCAUAACUUUUGGGAAAGCCAAACAGGCCUUAGAUCCUUAAAAAUCCCUACAAACGGAAAUUUAAUCAUUUGAUUUGCUGAACUUAGUCAAGUAACAAUGGCUUCUUCUCCUCUACCGAUCUACUCCUCUUCUUCUUCAUAUCUUCAGCGGCGAGUACUGCUUUUGCUGCCAUUACUUUUACUUUCUCCGCCGAUCGCCGCCGCAUCGGAAAAUCAGUUCAAGUUGGAUGGCAAAGUGUUGGAGCUUCACGAUUCCAAUUUUGACGCCGCGAUUUCCAAUUUCGAUUAUGUUCUCGUCGAUUUUUAUGCUCCCUGGUGCGGUCACUGCAAACGUCUGGCGCCUGAGUUAGAUAAAGCGGCGCCUAUUCUAGCUGGAUUGAAUCCGCCCGUAGUUGUAGCAAAGGUAGAUGCGGACAAGUACAGAAAGAUUGGUUCUGAGCAUGAUAUUGAUGGGUAUCCGACUCUAAAGGUUUUUAUGCACGGAGUUCCUACAGAAUAUAACGGACCACGGAAAGCUGAUCUACUUAUUCAAUUUUUGACAAAAUUUGUUGCUCCUGCUGUCACUAAUCUCAGUUCCGACUCUGCUAUCAAAAGCUUUAUUGAAUCAGCAGGCGUAAAUUUUCCUGUAUUCAUAGGCUUUGGCUUGAAUGAGUCCAUGAUAUCAAAUAUGGCAGCUAAAUAUAAGAAGAAAGCCUGGUUUUCUGUUGCCAAUGAUUUCUCAGAGGAUAUCAUGUCCUUGUAUGAUUUCGAUAAGGUGCCGGCUUUGGCUGCAAUACAUCCAGCCUACAAUGAACAGAGUAUCUUUUAUGGGCCAUUUGAAGAAAAGUUUCUUGAAGAUUAUAUAAAACAGAGCUUGAUCCCUCUGGUAUUACCCAUAAGUCUAGAUUCAUUGAAAUCGCUUAGAGACGAUCAAAGGAAAGUUGUUGUGACUAUCUUGGAGGAUGAAGAAGAUGACAAAUCCAAGGGAGUAAUAAAAGUUCUAAAGGCUGCCGCCUCUGCAAAUCGCGACUUGAUAUUUGGUUAUGUUGGGUUCAAACAGUGGGAAGAAUUUGUCGAAUCGUUCGAAGUUUACAGGAAAACUCCACUUCCCAAGAUGAUUGUAUGGGAUGGUGAUGAACAGUACUCCACUGUUAUUGGUUCAGAAAGCAUAGAAGAAAACGACAUGGGCACCCAAGUGUCGAGAUUUCUUGAAGGCUACAGAGAAGGAAAUGUAAUACAAAAGCAAAUCUCAGGUCCAACCUUAGUCGGAUUCAUAAACUCGCAAUUUGGUGUUAGAAUUGCUCUCAUCUUAAUUUUCGUGGUGGUGGUAAUGGCUAUGAUCCUGUUUAUGACUAAGGAAGAACCUCUGACUGUUGGCACUCGAGACCAGUCCAAUGAUGUAAGGACUGAUAAGGAGGAUUGAUUGUGUUACACGCAUCGUUUCAAUUUUGCGCAUAAUUAUUUCGCUUUUUUCUGUAAUUCAGACAAGUUUAGAUAGAUUAUUGUUGUUAAUUGCUAAAUUAUCGGAACUUAGAUGAACAUCAACUUCGUUUCUGUACAAAGUACUGGUCUGUAUUAUUAUUUAUGACGAGGAAUCUUUUGCUAC
Molecule: messenger RNA, 1591 nt
Organism: Erythranthe guttata (spotted monkey flower)
Lineage: Eukaryota; Viridiplantae; Streptophyta; Magnoliopsida; Lamiales; Phrymaceae
Gene: PDIL5-2
Product: PDI-like 5-2
Biological process (GO): protein folding; response to endoplasmic reticulum stress
Cellular component (GO): endoplasmic reticulum
Molecular function (GO): protein disulfide isomerase activity
Source: RefSeq, a predicted model, not a curated record